GGGCGGCGCAUGCGCGGGGAGGCUGCGCAGGCGGUCUGAGGGUAUCGGAAGGGAAACUGCGCACGGUGUGGAGCUGUGGCGUGAUGCGUUCGGUCCCGGGGCUGCAGGAGGACUGCGAGGAGCUGCUCGGCGCCUUCCAGGAGGCCGACACCGUCCGCUUCGAGCGUUUCGCCGAGAUGUGGCGGGAGCGCCGCUUUCACACCAUUUUCUAUGGUAGAAUAAGAGCUUUGGAGAGGAAUAAGCUCACAAAGAUGACUUUAGAGCUGGCACAGCAGUACUUCUUGCCCCCAUACGCUUUCCAGAUUCGAGUUGGUGCUCUGUACCUUUUAUAUGGGCUCUAUAAUACACAGCUUUGCCAGCCAAAGCAAAAGAUCAGAAUUGCACUCAAGGAUUGGCCUGAAAUCCAGAGAUUUCAACAGGAUCUGAUAGACUCCCAGCAUUAUGAUGCAGCAUACAUCUUUAGGACGCUGCGACUCGCCAGAGCAUUCCAUUUCACAGCAAUGCCAAAGCUGUUAAACUACCGAACUAAGAAGAAAAUCGAGGAAAAGCAAUUUAAGGAAGAAUUUAAGGACCCAAAUAAUAGAGUGAACAGCCUCAUCACCAAUGAUGUAUUGGAGGAACUAAUGAAUAUUCAUGAACAUUAUCAGAAAAUGAAGUGUGUCAUUUCAGCUGACAAAUCCCAGCCAGACAAGGCACUGAGCUUGAUAAAAGACGAAUUUGUAGUUAAUCUUAAAGACAUAACAUUGGAACAUCAGGAGUGGCAGCAGAACAGACUGAAAUUAUUCCGAAAUGUUAAAGAAACUGGUGAAAUAUCAACUAAAAAGAAGGAAGAAACUUUGCUAGAAUCAGAGGGCUCUGAAAGAGCAAAUGCAUUGGCUAGAAUCAAAUACAAGUCUUACUCUGCAGUUGCUGAGGCUUCCAAAUCCAGAAGACAUCGUCAAGUAAAGUUAGAUUCCUCUGAAUCAGGAUUGAAUUCUGGGAAAUCUCCAAACAGAAGUAGAAGAAAGAAGAGACCACAGCCAACAAGAAGAGAUUCUUUGCAGAUGAAAGGUGAAAUGCAAAUGCCAAAGGAAGCUGUUACUCGGCAUAUUGGAAUGCCUGUUAUCAAAGAGGAAACCUCAGAUGAAGAAGAAGUAUCUAUCCCCAAGAGCAAAAGAAGAUGUUAAAGGAUCCAGUCAGAGAAGCACUAACAUUAGUUCCAAUGAUAAAAUGUUGGAGGUAAUACAAAGUGCAUUGAGUGUGCAACAAGAAGUGUCUGGGACCAGAAUUACAGGUGAUGCUGGAGUACUGGUAAUGACUGGUAUUCCUUAGCUGUCUCAUGGUACAGCACCUCAUGAAUACUUCUUGUGGAGACAAGUUACUGUGGCCUGUUUGAAGUGAGAAGAGAAGAUGGUUCCAUGUUGUGUGUCUUGUACAAUGUGGGUUACCAUUUGGAACUCGUGUUGACCUGUGUGAAGGUUUUAACUGAGACUUAAAAGGACAGCUACACAGUACUUGUCUGCUUGAGAUGUGUUUGUAACCUUUUAUUUCUUAGUAUAAAACUAAGGUUAUUGACUGUUAAAAAUCAGUAUAAUAAAUUGUUUUUUACAGUUUA
This is a messenger RNA of Pogoniulus pusillus (Red-fronted tinkerbird), 1594 nucleotides long. It is a transcript of the gene SNAPC1, whose product is annotated as small nuclear RNA activating complex polypeptide 1. The coding region runs from base 84 to 1166 and encodes 360 amino acids. Gene Ontology annotation, biological process: snRNA transcription by RNA polymerase II; snRNA transcription by RNA polymerase III. Gene Ontology annotation, molecular function: sequence-specific DNA binding. Lineage: Eukaryota; Metazoa; Chordata; Aves; Piciformes; Lybiidae. The record is from RefSeq and is a predicted model, not a curated record. Gene Ontology annotation, cellular component: snRNA-activating protein complex. The transcript has 10 exons.